AUGACUGUCUCUUGGCAAACACCCGCUGAUUACGCCAACCGGCCUGUUGCCAUCCUUGGUGCUGGUGUGCUUGGUCGCAGAAUUGCAUGCAUCUGGGCCUCUGCUGGAUAUAAUGUACGAGUUCGAGACCCCAGCCUCCAACAACGUGUCGACUGUGCUGCCUAUGUGGAGGAAAAUGUUGCCUCGUACGCCGAAAAAACCGGAAUUGUUCCUGGCAAAGCAGAGACCUUUGAAGACAUCAGGUCUGCCGUACAAAAUGCUUGGCUCGUUAUCGAAGCUGUCCCAGAGAAAAUCCAGUUGAAGAUCGAUACAUUUGCUGAGCUUGACGCACUUUCCCCUGCUGACUGUAUCUUGGCAACCAACUCAUCCUCCUACAAGUCUUCUGAAAUGCUCGAGAAGGUCUCUGCAGCUAGAAAGGCUCAGGUUCUGAACAUGCAUUAUUAUAUGCCCCCGACCUGUAUGAUUGUUGAACUUAUGACCUGUGGCUUGACGAAUCCGCAGAUUUUUCCCUUCUUGGUUGAACGCACUAAAGAGGGCGCGACUAUACCAUAUGUUGCCAGGAAAGAGUCCACCGGCUUCAUCUUUAACCGUCUUUGGGCUGCCGUGAAGCGCGAGGCUUUGACUAUUAUGUCAGAGGGAGUUUCUGCUCCCGCGGAAAUUGACGCCAUGUGGGAGGAGAUGUUCAUCAAGGGUCGCACCCUCCCCUGCAAGAUGAUGGAUAACGUGGGCCUUGACACCGUUGCCUUUAUUGAGGGGCAUUACAUCCAAGAGCGUGGCCUGUCCUCUGUUCACACUGUCGAUUUCUUGAAGAAGAACUAUCUGGAUAAAGACAAGCUGGGCACCAAGAGUUCUAAUGGCGGACUUUACCCUCCUAUCAAUACCACAGUCACGCCUAGUGGACCCCGUAUUGUUGUCCUGGACAUUGGCCUCGCUUCCAAUGCUCUCGAUUCCAAGCCAGGCCAAAUUCUUGAAAUCACUUUGGAUGGUCAACUUAAGCAGGUUCUGGUUUCCCACCAGCAUUAUCCGGACGGUAUUGAUGUCGACUAUGAGAGUGAUCGGAUGUUCUGGACCACUAUGGGCAUUCCAGGGGAGGAUGAUGGCUCCGUCUACUCCGCCAAGACUGAUGGGACAGACAUUCGCCAAAUUAUUCCUUCGGGUGCGGUCAACACCCCCAAGCAACUUGUUGUUGUGGCGGAACACAAGAAGCUUUAUUUCUGCGACCGCGAAGGUCUCCGCGUUUUCCGAUGCAACUACGAUGGUUCCUCCUUGGAACUGCUAAUCGACAACCGUUCAUCCGAUAUGUCUCAUAAAGCCCCCGAUCAUUCUAAGUGGUGUGUUGGAGUCACUGUGUCCCCUAAGCUGGGCAAAUUCUUCUGGACUCAGAAGGGGGUUUCCAAGGGAGGCAAGGGCCGUAUUUUUGCUGCCAAUAUUGAGAUGCCAGAAGGUCAGUCUGCUAAGACAAGAGAUGAUAUCAAGUGUCUUUUAGCGGAUCUCCCGGAGCCAAUUGACCUUGAAGUGAACGAAGAUACCCUACAGCUUUACUGGACUGACCGCGGCGAGCUUCCCUUCGGUAACACUUUGAACCGAUGUCAAUUGACGGAAUCGGGCCUUCUGAUGAAUACUUGCCCGCAGAAGCAUGAGAUUCUCACCAAGCAUCUUCACGAGGCAAUUGGACUGAAGCUCGAUACUAAGAACGGUCACAUUUAUAUGACUGAUCUGGGUGGCAGCAUUUACCAGUGCGAUCUGGAAGGCAAGAGGAAGAAGGUCAUCUAUUCUGAUGAGACACGGGCUUUCACUGGAAUGACCCUCCUCCUAUAG
This is a messenger RNA of Penicillium odoratum, 1818 nucleotides long. RefSeq lists its product as uncharacterized. The record is from RefSeq and is a predicted model, not a curated record. Lineage: Eukaryota; Fungi; Ascomycota; Eurotiomycetes; Eurotiales; Aspergillaceae. Gene Ontology annotation, biological process: fatty acid metabolic process. Gene Ontology annotation, molecular function: oxidoreductase activity, acting on the CH-OH group of donors, NAD or NADP as acceptor; NAD+ binding. The coding region runs from base 1 to 1818 and encodes 605 amino acids. The transcript has 3 exons.